GUGGUGGAUUAGCAAUGAAAAACCAGUUCAUAGCAUCCUGUUACUGCUUCUUGACUUGGAACCAAAGGCUGAGGAUCUAUCUUGAUGUAGCAGUGGCAUUACAGUAUAUGCACCAGAUUAUGAAUCCAAGCUAUGUUCAUAGAGAUGUCAAGAGCCGGAACAUCUUCCUCGAUGAAGAUUUCAACGCAAAGAUCGGGAACUCCGGUAUGUCAAGUUGUGUCGAAGAUGAUACAAAGUACCCUGAUCUUUCAACUAACCCUGCCAUUUGGAGCUUGGGUUAUCUAGCUCCUGAAUAUCUUCACCAAGGUGCGAUUUCCCCAGCGAUCGACAUUUUUGCUUACGAGAUAGUUUUGCUCGAGACUUUAUCCGGACAAACACCGAUAAGCAGACCUGAUAAGAAGGGAAAAGGGAAUGUCUGGCUUUCGGAGAAAAUCAAGGCUGUAUUGCAGUCAGAAAAUGCAGAUGAACUAAGGGAGUGCAUGGAUAGUGCUUUAGCAGAUGAACAAAGUUGGUAG
Messenger RNA from Hibiscus syriacus, 515 nucleotides. Its product is annotated as protein LYK2-like. Bases 15 to 515 code for a protein of 166 amino acids. The record is from RefSeq and is a predicted model, not a curated record. Gene Ontology annotation, biological process: protein phosphorylation. The transcript is spliced from 3 exons. Lineage: Eukaryota; Viridiplantae; Streptophyta; Magnoliopsida; Malvales; Malvaceae. Gene Ontology annotation, molecular function: ATP binding; protein kinase activity.